Molecule: messenger RNA, 1842 nt
Organism: Tribolium castaneum (red flour beetle)
Lineage: Eukaryota; Metazoa; Arthropoda; Insecta; Coleoptera; Tenebrionidae
Gene: DCAF12
Product: DDB1 and CUL4 associated factor 12
Exons: 5
Coding region: 177-1541 (454 amino acids)
Cellular component (GO): Cul4-RING E3 ubiquitin ligase complex
Molecular function (GO): protein binding
Source: RefSeq, a predicted model, not a curated record
GUUUGUUGUCAACCCCAUUGUCAACAUUUCUUUUUAACAACAAUUAGACGAUUAAGACCGAAUGCUUCCCGUAAUUUUGAAUGUAGUAACGUAGUACAACCCGGAGGGAUGUUGUGUGUGGUGUUUUGCUAGUAGUUUAUUUCCCCGAAGGUCAUUAACCUCCUGAAUCUGUUAGGAUGUCCAAGACGCGGAUGUACCCCGUUUACGGGAGAACCCCGGCUUGUUCGAUACAGUCUCGGCUGGAGGAGCGUCGAAACAAAGCGAAAGCUUCAAAGCUUGAGCACAACCGGAGGACCGACAAGCCUGAAGACUUCAUAACUUACGAAGACAGUGACAGUGACGAAGAGACUGUAGCGAUGCAAAAGGAAGUGUUAAAUACCUCGUACAACUUCGUAGAUUACGUUAAAAGUAGGGAAAUGUAUGGCAAAAACAUUACGUCCGUGCUGAGUGACUAUGGGUCGCGCCAUAUCCUCACGCACGAAAUGUUUCGGGAAACCCCCAUUACGCUAGGUAACAUGAAUAAAGUAUUCUGUUCGCAGUGGUUGAGUGACAGACAGGUUGUGUUCGGUACGAAAUGUAACAAGUUGAUGGUAUACAAUGUAGUGACGCAUAAGCUGGACCAAAUCCCUUCGCUGGUGAGCCGGAGGGACAGCCUGGGGGCGGAGCAGGCCCACUGCGGCAUCCACUCAGUACAAAUCAACCCCUCGCGGACGCUGCUCGCAACAGGGGCGCGAAACACGUGUGAUAUAGCAGUAUAUAGGUUGCCAACGCUUGACCCUGUUUGUGUGGGUGAAAAUGCGCAUAAAGACUGGGUGUUUGAUAUGUGUUGGUUGGACGAUGAGUUCCUCGUCUCGGGGUCAAGGGACACCAAAAUGGCCCUCUGGAGGAUAACGCCGGACUUGUUCGAAAACAAAACGGACGUGCCGAUGUACCACCACGUUUCGGCCAUUUCGGUCAAAGACUGUCGCAACUCGCAAAGGGUCAGAGCUUUGACGUUCAAUAAAGCGUACGAGGAGAUCGCAGCGUUGAGUUUGAACGGUUACAUCCAUAUAUGGAACGCGGAAACGUUUAAGCAGAAAUUGUCGAGAAAAUUGCCUUCCACGCAAGAAAAUGUGUGUUUAGCGGUCCAAGAAUCAGGAUUGUAUGCAAUUGGAUGCAGGUCAUACACGUUGUUGCUGGACUGCCGGACGCUUCAGGCCGUUAAAAAGGUUUCUUCGCGCUAUUCUGGUUGCGGAAUCAGGUCGGCUAGUUUUCAAGGGGACGUACUAACUGUAGGGACUGGAUUAGGGAUGUUGAUGUUUUAUGACUUGAAAGCUGGGAAGUAUUUGGACUCUAGUAUAAACUCCUCGCGGACGGUUGUACUUAAAGCCAGCAAAGGCUAUGUGUUUCCUGACGACGAAUUCGUAGAUAAUAUCCAGAAUGUAAAAUACGUUCCAGCGAUUUAUACACACUGUUACGACACUAGUGGAACGCGAUUAUUCACUGCCGGAGGGCCUUUGCCAGCCACACUAACUGGAAAUUAUGCAGGUUUAUGGCAAUAGUUGAAUUAAGACUAGUACUAAUUAAGAAUGAAAGGAAUCCAAAUCGGAGGCUUAAAAGACAAGGUCAAUCGUAAGAAGAAAACUUAUAUUGUAUGUAGAGUUUUAAGUGGCUUUUUUAUUUAUGGAUGUACUUGUGCAAUGCAUUCCUUUUUUAUUAUUGAUUUUAUUUGUUAUCUCCUCCCCAGUGGACUAGUCAUAUUUUAUAUCUUCGCCUCGUCACUGUACAUACAACAUAAGGUAAUUUGUUCUGUAAUUGUGAUAUUAAUUUUACUGAAUAAAAGGGUGGCAGACUCACGAUUAA